This is a messenger RNA of Gambusia affinis (western mosquitofish), 3272 nucleotides long. RefSeq names its product serine protease 27-like. Lineage: Eukaryota; Metazoa; Chordata; Actinopteri; Cyprinodontiformes; Poeciliidae. Bases 1603 to 2781 code for a protein of 392 amino acids. The record is from RefSeq and is a predicted model, not a curated record. Gene Ontology annotation, biological process: proteolysis. The transcript is spliced from 4 exons. Gene Ontology annotation, molecular function: serine-type endopeptidase activity.
CAUGAUUCAUAUUACCUUUCAUGUAGCUUAAUGAUGUGUCUCUGAUAAACCUUACACACUUAUAUGAUGAAAAGGUUUCUGUAGAUUAUAAGUGAGUCAAGAAGACAAACCUACAUGUGCUGCUAUCUUAGUCACAUUGUAUUCAAAGGUGUUUUAACUUUGUAUUGUCUUCUGUCCUUUUCAUAUUUUGAAUGUUUAUUGGUUUUUAUCUGUACAGUAUUUUGUCACAGCUACUGUUUUAAAGUGUUUUAUAAAUAAAAUAAUAGUAAUGGUAAUUUAGAUUUAAAAUUACCUUGUAAUUUUUACCAUGCCGUUUCUAAUGACUGGAAGUAAUAUUUGGAGUAAGACUUCCAACAAAUCCAGCACUCAUUUAGUGCUCAAAAGUAAAACCAGCAUAGAAAAAGUACAGUAUGCACCUACCACUUUUCUGAAAAUGUCCUUUACAGCAGCCACGUACUGGUAAUCAUAUUCACUUCAAAUAAAUCAACAGUAAAUCUGCCCAGCUCUAUAAAAGCAUACGAGUCAUGGCAGUUUGCUCUCUGAAACAGACAUAUUUAAUUCAGGAUGCAAGGACAGCAGCGUGUACGCUGAAAGGCAAUUGUUUCUGUCCUUCAAGAGAUGCAAUGCGGCAAAAAAAAAUACUUCCAGUCAGAUUUGCUCAGUUAUUGUUUCACGUCACACUUUAAAUGCUUUGGAUUAUCAAAAGAAAAUUAUCUUCAGAUAUUCUGACUAAAUGACAAUUUAGAGAAAAAAAAAAAAAAAAAAAAAAAAACAUGCAGCAAAGAUUUGUGGAUGACAUGGCUGGCCACUAAUUUUUCUCUAACAUGAAACCAUAAAAGCAGACUUUCAGACAUCAGUUCAUGACCUUAAACUCAAACAUACUGUCACAGUGUUUCAAAUAAAUGAAGAUUUUGGAGAGGCCUAGUCAAAGUCCAAACUUAAAUUUAAUUUUGCAUGCUGUGACAUAAUCUUGAACAGGAUGUUCAUGUCCAAAACCUGUCCAGUGUGGUCAAAAUUAUACAAUUCCAUAAAGAGAACUUUGAAAAUCAUCCUACAAGUGAAUGUGUGGGAAACAAUAGUUCAUGUCUCUAACUGGUCAUUUGUUCUGAUGACUGGUUUAACAUGUCUGUCUAUUUUUGGCAUUUCAGGUUGUCCAUCACAGGAGCCUGGUAAGCAUCUUGGACACUUUAACAAGCUUAACCAGUUUGGUUCUGUCUUCUGACAUGCAAAACAUUAAACAGACAAUGUAAUGUUAGCUCUCUCUUUAAAACAAAAAAUAAAUAAAAAGAAUAGUUAAUUUUAUAAGUUGGGCCUUUAAGUUAAUGAACAUUUUGCUUUUGCUUUCUAUUAGAAUUGCUUUACAAAAAUCCAGCGCUAGAGUAAGUUUUUUAAAUAACCGUACAAAAAUAGUUCAACACUGAAGGAAAGAAAAGGAGAGAAGGAAGAGGGAAGGGGAAAAAAAACUGUGUAAAAAAGAAAACAAAAAAAUCGGAGAAGUCAUGUAAGCUUUGCAAAAUGUAUGUAAUAUCAAUGUAUGUAUGAUCUCCUGAUAAACAAAUAAAUGAUACACAGAGAAAAAAAAAAUGGUUCAACACUGAAAUAAUGAUCACACCCAUUUCUCAUGAAACUAACAGUAGAAAAACGGAGUCGUGUCAAACGACGAGGCGUCGUUUAACACUUCCUCCACCUUCACUCGUCUCAGCUUUUGUCUCUUCUCGGUUUUCCCCAGCGUGUGGCAAAGCAGCUGGAAGCAAGACGCGAAUCAUUGGGGGUGAAGAUGCCCAGCUGGGGGACUGGCCCUGGCAGGUAUAUUUUACUACCGAUUAUUCCUACUGUGGAGGGUCGCUGAUAAGCAAUGAAUGGGUGCUAACAGCUGCUCACUGCAUAACAAGAGACGACCUCAACCACACAGAAGUCCAAAUUGGUGUUGUACAACUAGAUGCCGCUUCCAACUCGACUAAAGUGACUCGAAGACUCUCUGAAAUCAUCUGCCAUCCUGAGUACGACUCUUCGACAUCUGAAAAUGACAUCUGUCUUCUGAAGCUUUCGGCUCCCGUUGACUUUACUCCCUACAUCCAGCCGAUCUGCUUGGCCUCAGAGAACAGCACUUUCCAUGAUGGCCUGGCCAGCUGGGUCACUGGUUUUGGCAAAACUGAAACCCGGCAUAUUGGAACUGGAUUACAUUCAAACACUCUGCAGGAAGUGGAGGUGCCAAUAGUUGGAAACAACAGAUGCAUGUGCUACUACUCCGAAACAUUCAUGAUACAUCUUCUUUUCAAUCCUGAGCUAAACCCAAGUAACUACAUUUGUGCUGGAUUUGAAGAGGGAGGAAAGGACUCUUGUCAGGGAGAUUCGGGCGGACCGCUGAUGGUUCAACUCCAGAAUAGUUCUCAGUGGGUCCAGGCUGGAGUUGUGAGCUUUGGUGAGGGAUGCGCUCUUCCAAUGAAACCGGGCGUCUACACCCGAGUGUCCCAGUACCAGAGCUGGAUCAGCAACACAGUCACUGGCAUGGAGCCAGGCUUUGUUACCUUCACCUCGCCUGGCAUCGACAGCGACCUCCACUUCACCUGUACUACUACUACUACUACUACUACUACUACUACUACUACUACUACUACUACUGCCACCACCACUACCACCACCCACACCACCACUCCCAGUAUGACCACUGAUGACAGUAUUUUUGGCAGUGGGGGAACCCUGAGCCACUUCACUCACUUCAUGGGAAUUGCCAUUCUUGCUCUGUUCCUUCAUUUCCUUGUGGGCGGAGCUUGGAAGUAAAUGUUUUACUGAGGAUUAUGCAAUGCAUAGAUGGGAAAAGGGUUAUGCUUUAUAUUUCACUACAGUAUAAAAUAUGUGCUUCUAAACACAGUGCAAGUUUUAAAAUUAAAGAAUUAUUUGUCUUUUGAGCAGUUAACUAAAUUCAUUUUGAAUAGUCUUGCUCUUAAUAUGAUGCUAAGUAACGUGGGGUUAAUCUGAUCUUACAGGAAUAUUGUGAUAUGUAUUGCCAAUCAAGCAAUAAAAAUGAUCAAAUAUUGUGACAUUAGACACCAUGUGUGAGCCAAUUUUUAAAAAUCUGAUCUAUUUUUAAUCCGUUUUAAACAAUUCUUUAACGAGUGAAUUUUGGAUUGUGUUUUUAUUGCACUUAUAUCCAUGGCAGAAACAUUUUACCAUUGUUUUAUGAAGUUUGAAAUUUACCAGUAAUGACUGUUCCCGUUUCAGCUUUGCCCUUUCAACUUCAACUAAGUACGGAUUAAAGCCUGUUUGUUUAA